UUCAUCGGAUAGCCCACCUCCUGCUGCCAAGACACACCCACACACACAGAGCGACCAGAAUUGUUCGUUUAGUUUGCUUGAGAGGUUGCAAACAGGAGGAGAUUGAGAGUUGGAGACCUGAGAAGGAGAGGUGAGAGGUGGGAGAGGAAAGAGAGGGAGAUCCGGGCUGCAAAUGGGCGUCCUGUUCUCUUGCCCUGUCGAUGACUACGACGCAUUGGAGGAGGAGGUGGCGGCGGCGAGCUCCGGCGGCGGCGGCGAGCGGGCGAUCCUCAAGGCGCUGGGGUCCGGGAAGCUGGUCAUCGAAGGGUCUCUCAGCUUCAAGCGGGACCAGCAGAUGAGCCCCGCCACCCUCCAGGUGGAGACCAAGAUCUCCAUCAAGCCCGCCGACAUUGCCGCCGCGGCGCCGCCGAUGCCGAGGGAGGUCGCCAGGGCGAGGUUGUUCGCCGACGGCGGCGCGGCGGAGAGCCCGGAACACGAGGCGGCGGCGGUGAAGCUGCAGAAGGUGUACAAGAGCUUCCGGACGCGGCGGCAGCUCGCCGACUGCGCCGUGCUGGUGGAGCAGAGCUGGUGGAAGCUGCUCGACUUCGCCUUGCUCAAGCGGAGCUCCGUCUCCUUCUUCGACAUCGAGAAGCAGGAGACGGCCGUGUCCAGAUGGUCCAGAGCAAGAACCCGAGCUGCCAAGGUCGGGAAGGGAUUGUCAAAGGAUGAAAAGGCGCAGAAACUCGCAUUACAGCACUGGCUAGAAGCGAUUGACCCGCGCCACCGCUAUGGUCAUAACCUCCACUACUACUACGAUAGCUGGCUCCACUGUGAAAGCAAGCAGCCUUUCUUCUACUGGCUUGAUGUGGGAGAAGGCAAAGAGAUCAACCUUGAGGGGAAGUGCUCCAGGUCGAAGCUUUUGAGCCAAUGCAUCAAGUACCUUGGUCCUAAAGAAAGAGAGGACUAUGAAGUUGUAAUUGAGGAUGGCAAGUUCUUGUACAAGAAGAGCCGGCAGAUCCUCGACACAUCCUGCGGACCAAGAGAUGCAAAGUGGAUCUUUGUUCUUAGCACAUCAAAGAGCUUGUUUGUUGGCCAGAAGAAGAAGGGCAAAUUCCAGCACUCAAGCUUCCUUGCUGGAGGAGCAACUUCUGCUGCUGGGCGAUUGGUGGUUGAAAAUGGAACCUUAAAGGCUAUUUGGCCACAUAGUGGACACUAUCGUCCAACAGAGGAGAACUUCCAGGAGUUCAAGAGCUUCCUGAAUCACAACCUGGUUGAUCUUACCGAUGUUAAGAUGAGCCCAGCUGAGGAGGAUGAGGAGUCCUGGGAUGGCCUGAAGAGGAUUCCAUCAGAGAGCUACCCCAAGAACACUGUCACUGACAACUCUGAAGGCAAAACCAGCCAUUGCCAGAUGCCUCGAGUCUCUUAUGAACCAGAGAUCGACGGCUGCGAGGAACCGAGGAAGGUAGAGCCAUCGUCAGAUGCUGCUGCUGCUGCUGAGAGCACUGAAGCCGAGGAGGAUCAAGAAGGCGGCAGCGAGCAGGCGCCGGUGCCGAGGGAGAAGAUCCUGGAGAGGAUCAACUCCAAGAAGGGGAUGCGGUCGUAUCAGCUCGGGAAGCAGCUCUCGUUCCGGUGGACGACCGGCGCGGGGCCACGGAUCGGCUGCGUGCGCGACUACCCGUCGGAGCUGCAGCUGCGUGCGCUGGAGCAGGUGAACCUGUCGCCGCGUGGUGCCGCCGCCGCCGCCGCCGCGUCGUCCCGGUUCUCGUCGCCGCAGCGGCGGAGCUUCAACGGCGCCGUGGCGAGGGGGUGCGACGCGUCGUCGCCCAACACGCCGAGGGAGGCGCUCCGGCCGUCGCCCCUGCAGCAUGGGCUCGUCGCUGUCGCCGUCGCGGUGGCCGCGGCUGACUGAUCCACCGUCUUCGC
Messenger RNA from Oryza brachyantha (malo sina), 1902 nucleotides. RefSeq names its product IQ domain-containing protein IQM2-like. Lineage: Eukaryota; Viridiplantae; Streptophyta; Magnoliopsida; Poales; Poaceae. The record is from RefSeq and is a predicted model, not a curated record. The transcript has 9 exons. The coding region runs from base 173 to 1888 and encodes 571 amino acids.